This is a messenger RNA of Diuraphis noxia (Russian wheat aphid), 4060 nucleotides long. RefSeq lists its product as uncharacterized. Gene Ontology annotation, biological process: regulation of transcription by RNA polymerase II. The record is from RefSeq and is a predicted model, not a curated record. Gene Ontology annotation, molecular function: protein binding. Gene Ontology annotation, cellular component: nucleus. Lineage: Eukaryota; Metazoa; Arthropoda; Insecta; Hemiptera; Aphididae.
AGUGCGGUGUACGCCAGCGCUCACAGUCACUCGAUCAGUCGACCGGCAAAGUCAUCGGAGGCCGGUUGAACUCCCAUCGAAAGCGCGUGAUAACGCACACACACACACACACACUCACAUACACACACAUACUCAUAAAAAUACACAUACCAAACUUAUACAAAUACACUUACACUUAACACAACACACACACACUCAUAAUACACAUGCACACAAAUCCAUGUACACACACACGCACGACAUACGCGCGCGAACAGAAAUAUUCGCGAACGACGCGAUUAGUGCUCUCGUCAUACGCAGGCGACGUGUUAUACCGGUUUGUGAAAAAGAAAAAUAAUUAUAAUAAUAACAAAAAUUUUUUUAUCGUUCCGUGUGUCCUCUCUAUCGAGUGCCGCCGUGUUACACGCACACUCCAGGCGCCAAAAUGAAUUCAUAUAGCUAAGGCUGUCUCAGACAUGGGAAGCGAGCACUACUGUCUCCGGUGGAACAAUCAUCAGAACAACCUGCUGGGCGUAUUCAGUCAACUGCUCCAAGAAGAGUCCCUCGUGGACGUGACGCUCGCCUGUUCGGAAGAAGGCCGCCUGAUCCGCGCCCACAAGGUCGUGUUAUCCGCGUGCAGCGCGUACUUCAAGGCAUUGUUCCUUGACCAUCCAACCCGCCACCCGAUCGUGGUGCUCAAAGACGUUCAGUUCUCCGAACUCCGUGACCUGGUCGAGUUUAUGUACCGGGGCGAGGUGAACGUAGACCACAGACAGCUGACCACCUUGCUGAAGACGGCCGAGAGCCUUAAGGUCAAGGGGUUGGCCGACAUGGCUCGCCCCAGUGACGGCGAUGACGAUACCGUCGGCGAUCGCGUUGAGUUGGUUCCUGCCGACCGGGACGACGAGCCCAUGGAACCGGAAGACCUGCGGCCGUUGAGCCGAUGCCGGACGCCGGUACCGGCUGAAAGCCGUACCCCGUCCCCACCACCCACCGAGAGCGAUGACAACCUUUCCAUGCAAAGCGAACCCAGCGACAUGACCACUGUUUGCAGGCACGACGAUCAACCAUCCCCGUCCGGUUCCGGUCUGCCACCAGUUCAGCAAGUACCUUUGUUCUUGAAAAAAGAAGCUGACUGUGACAAGACUGAUGACCGAAGCAUUCAAGGGGAAAGCUCUUCAGAAUAUCGGAGUAUACCAGAUCCGGAGCGCGACAGCAGGACGACGACGACGACGCCUACGACGACAACGACAACGAUGAUGAUGCCGACGACCGACAAAGCCGCAAUACCGCCGCGGUUUUACACGUGCCUGUACUGCAAUCUAACGUUCCCGCACCAGAGUAAACUGACGCGGCACAUACUGUCGCACAGCCUGGACAACCAGCACAGCGGYACAUCGUUUACGGACCCCGGUGGCGGCGGCGGCUUGACCGUGCCACCACCGCUAUCGUCGUCGGCAGCACUAUCACUGUUAUCCGCGUCUUCGUCGUCCACCGCGUCGUUGCAGCAAGCUUGUGGUAUUGCGGGUGCGGCCGCGAUGGACGACGGAGUGGGCGGUACACUUUGCAAGUUUUGCGGCAAAACGUUCCCGGACGUGGCCACUCUAGUCGGCCACCUGCCCGCGCACACCGGUGACCGGCCGUUCAAGUGCGAGUUCUGCGGCAAAGCGUUCAAACUACGUCACCACAUGAAAGAUCACUGUCGCGUGCAUACCGGUGAACGGCCAUUCCGAUGCGCGCUAUGCGGCAAGACGUUCAGCCGGUCGACAAUACUUAAAGCGCACGAGAAGACGCAUUAUCCAAAGUUCACGGGACGCCACCGGUUCGUGUCGUCACCCAGUCCCGAAGAGGAACCCGGAGGAGUUGGAGGUGGAGGAGGAGGAAUGUUAGUAGGAGGUGGGUUGGGGAAUUUCGGAGGCGGAAUGGCGCAGGCGGUUGCGACGAUCGCGUCYGCCGCCGUUAGACCAUUCGACUUGACCGUCAUCCAGCAUCAUCAUCACCACAGGCAUGGCAGCGGGUCACCGCCAGCCCCGCCACCGCCUCCGCCCACGCCACCAUGACGACGAUUGUUUCCUUAUAGAGUGUAGUGGAAAUAGGGUCACCCAGGGACCGUCCUCUACGCGCUCAGUCAUAUACGAUAUACUACCAUAUAUUUUGUUACAUUGUAAUAUCCGUCAUAUAUUAUUAUUAUUAUUAUUAUUAUUAUAUAGUUAUAACUUAUUAUUACAUUGUAUUAUUCGCUAUAUCAGAUAAACUGAAAACACACACCACACCACCACGAUUGAUGGUUUUCGUAGGUGAUUUUUUUGAACGUGAAAAAAACUUCCUACAUUUUAGAAAUUACCGUCUGAAUUAAAUCUUGAAAGAUUUUGAUUGAAAUCAACAGUUGAAAUCACUCUGGUGGACGUUUACUUUCGUCCUCGUCCACGAUGGUUCCUAUGUACGUAUGUAUUAUUUAUUUSGUAGGUAUACGCGAGACGUGUUUCGUCGUUAGUGUUUUCUUACACGGUUUGUUGCGUGACGAAAUACAAAAACGAUCACCGGAACGUUUAACUGCUUCACCUUCCCCUCCCAAUCAUCCGCCCCACACACCCCAUCUCCGAAGGUUAGGAUCGUACGCGAAAACUGUUCAAAUAUUUUAGGUUAGAAUCAAUACCUGUACGCGCCGCGCACGAUUCAUCCAUGUCUUUCAUAUCAUAUAGCGGCGUGCCCUUGUCAUCGUCUAGCGUUCCGUCGACGGUACACGAGUUAGCAAAAUUGGCCUCGGUCAACAGAUCGUCCAGUGGAUACAGGUGAUAAAAACUAUAAUAGUAAUACGAUAUGCGCACUGUUCAAAACUGACGGAAUAUUAAUGUAAUACGCCGUGAAAUAUAUUUUGCUCCAAAGCCUAGUACYCUAGCUGUUUUGCACUUUUACUUAAAUCGGACACAUAUGGAUGAAUAAAAUAGCUUAUCGAAACAAUUGUUCAUACUUUUUGUUUCGUUCAGCAUCCGUCGUAAUUAGGUAUGCGUAUUGGUGAAUUUUCCUAUCCCAGUCAUUGACUCUAGAUUCGAUUUAUUAUCUACAUUUUCAAACAUAAAUUACGACAAAAUAUACACAUGRUCUUCACGGUAUAUUAGACUAAUAAUUUAUGUUUUGGAUGUUCUUAUCUUUAAUGUAUUUAGCUACAAUAUUAAACAGCCCAUGAACGUUGUUGUUAUAGAUUCCGAACGGACGACUGAAUGCACCGGUAGGUACAUAGCUUGUACAUGCCRUCCUCCUCCAAUGCCAUGAGUAAUACCAGAUCGUUAUAAAGUUCUCAAUUAAAAAAUUAACAACAACAAACAAUAAUCACCGUUUUUAAAAUACAUUUGAUUUGUAUUGAAACGUUUUCAAACACAAGCCAGAUGUUCUCUUUUCACAUAGAAUUACAGAAGUUUAAAAGAGUUGGACGCAUAAUUUAUUAUUCUGCCGACACGAGGAAAAACAUUUUAUUCAUCCGUAAAUUAUAAUUAUUUUAAUACUCCCUUGAAAAAUACUCCUUUUUUACGUUCAAGCUAAUUACAUUUGAAAACUUUACAUUCAGAUGGACCCCUUGAGUAGUUCUAACAUUAGUAACAAUAAUUAACGGUGUGUAUAAUUGGUUAAGUGUUUAAAAAUCCAGAGUACAUUUUUUAACAUACUUUAUUUCGCUCAUCAUUAUUAUAACGCUCUAGCACCUAUUCAAAAGUCAGUAGAUUUAAUUUUCUGUGAUAUGCAUGUAUAUAAUAGAAUUUAUAUAUUUAUAUGAAUAAUUAAACAACAUCUAAUUUUAAUAACAGAGGUAGGCGUUAACAUGGACCAGUGCAGCUUAUUAAUAUACAUUCAAAAGUAAUGACUGACAUUUCAACUUCCAAUCUGUUUCAUAAUAAUACGAGUAUUACUAAGUAGGUCCACUAAUGAUAAUAAAAUAUGCCGUUAAAACAUUGUUAUUUUAAUUUUAUUUCAUUGUUUAGUGAAUAAACCAAAAAACUUAACUCUCAUUUGGUUUAUUUUAGUUACCAUCCACUAACCAGUAUUUAAUUAUACGUAUUUAAUAAAUAUAAACUAAAUUUUUAUUUAA